Gaeumannomyces tritici R3-111a-1 is the source of this 1666-nucleotide messenger RNA. RefSeq lists its product as hypothetical. The coding region runs from base 244 to 1233 and encodes 329 amino acids. NCBI's taxonomy places the organism in Eukaryota, Fungi, Ascomycota, Sordariomycetes, Magnaporthales, Magnaporthaceae. The transcript is spliced from 6 exons. The record is from RefSeq and is a predicted model, not a curated record.
CCCAGCACCCAUGCCACUUGGCUCGCUUGCACAAGGGCACGCCUACGUAAGAGGUCAGCUUGUCGAACCAGACGCCCGCAGUGCAGAACAUCACCACCACCCAAGCUCUACGUUUGUGGCCUAGCCUCGACACCUCGAUAGGUUACCCUCCAUCAACAAGCCCAUCUCGAGCCCGCCAGCUGCACAACAUUUCCGUUCCCAUACCCACCGUCCCCGGAUCAGCAGCGCAAAGAUAAGCCCAAGAUGGAUUUCGGGUACAUCAGCAAGAACCUCGGCUCGCUGGGGGCGUCCAUCACCCCCUUCGCCUCCCGCACGUUCCAGUACACCAAGGAGCAGCUCGGACAGGUCGAGGACAAGACCCAGCUGCCGCCCGACUACAUCGACCUCGAGAAGCGGGUCGAUGCGCUGAAGAACGUGCACCAGAAGAUGCUCUCCGUCACCACCCAAUACUCAAAUGAGCCGUACGACUACCCGCCCAACAUUAAGGAGACCUUCUCGGACCUCGGCAGGACUGUCAGCGAGAAGGUGACGCUGCUCUCGUCGGCGACGUCCCCCGCUGAGGCGCAGGCCGCGCUGACGGCCCCGCCCUCGGCCAAGCCGCAGCCCAAGACGUUCUCGCACGCCAUCGCGCGGGUGUCGCUGGUCAGCAGCCAGGCGCUGCACCAGGCGCACGCGGGCGCGGGUGAGGAUCCGCUCGCGACGGCUCUCGAGAAGUUUGCGCUCGCCUCGGAGCGCGUGGGCGAGGCGCGCCUGGCGCAGGACAACCAGAUCCAGCGCAGCUUCCUGGCCGGCUGGAACACGACUCUCAACACCAACCUGCUCUUCGCCCAGCGCGCCCGCCGCAACGUCGAGCGCUCCCGCCUUACGCUCGACGCCGCCAAGGCCCGCGCCAAGGGCACCACCUGGAAGCUGCCCACCGUCGGCGCCGGUGCCGCCGGCCCGGCCUCGCCCAUCCGCGCCGACACCCACGACGACCAAGACCUCAGCCCCGAGGCGCAGGAGGAGAUUGAGAAGGCCGAGGACGAGUUCGUCACCCAGACCGAGGAGGCUGUGGGCGUGAUGAAGAACGUCCUGGACACGCCCGAGCCCCUCCGCAACCUCGCCGAGCUCGUUGCCGCCCAGAUGGAGUACCACAAGAAAUCCUACGAGAUCCUGUCGGAGCUUGCGCCUCUUAUUGAGGGUCUCCAGGUCGAACAGGAGGCGAGCUACCGGAAGAGCCGCGAGAAUGCCUAAACGGGAGGGUUGAGGUAGCCAACAGACGAGGCGGAAAUCAUUCUUUGUUGUCGAACCGAGCCACAGGAGCUGGAAUGGGACAUACCCAGGGGGUGACUACCAGUAAGGUCGGCUAGUUGGGUGGUCAGCCUCGGCCCUGGAGGCUUGCAAGAAUGCCGGUGUGGUUUUUUUUGGGUUUUUUUGGGGCCUACUAGUCUCGACAAGGCAGUUUUGGUAGGGCCCUCGGCUUGGGACGGAGUCUACGAGUGAUGCGAUGGGGUGCCUCAAGUCAGCAUUGGGGGAGGCAGUCACUUUGCCUGUUUGCAAUCGAUUUCUGUGUUUACUUCCACAUAGCUCUUGUUCCGAGUUUAGAAUUGAUAUCACUUGCCUUCUUCGAAGCCACUCGCUGGUGGCGUCACCAGCCAAUGGCGCCAAGGGCGCAAUUGACGUCUGC